Messenger RNA from Cyclopterus lumpus (lumpfish), 3069 nucleotides. RefSeq names its product tripartite motif containing 63b (gene trim63b). Gene Ontology annotation, molecular function: zinc ion binding. The transcript is spliced from 2 exons. NCBI's taxonomy places the organism in Eukaryota, Metazoa, Chordata, Actinopteri, Perciformes, Cyclopteridae. The coding region runs from base 125 to 1159 and encodes 344 amino acids. The record is from RefSeq and is a predicted model, not a curated record.
GCCGUGGGCCAACGCAUUUGGCAGCGGGACUUUCCAGGGAUCUACAUCACCAUCGCCGCCUUCCAGUGGUCAGAGAACAUCCUCCCAGUCAUGGAGGCUCUUCGAGUUGGAGACUCUUCCCAUUAUGGACGUUCAGAGGACCGGGUCCAUGGUUCGGCCCCCGAGCCCCAUGGAUAGCCUGGAGAAGCAGCUGAGCUGCCCCAUCUGCCUGGACAUGUUCACCAAACCCGUGGUCAUCCUGCCCUGCCAGCACAACCUGUGCCGUGGCUGUGCCAGCGACCUCUACGACUCCCGCAACCCGUACCGCUACUCCGGCGGCGUCUUUCGCUGUCCCACCUGCCGCUUCGAGGUCGUGCUCGACCGCCACGGCGUGCACGGGCUCCAGCGCAACCUGCUGGUAGAAAACAUUAUCGACCUCUAUAAGCAGCAGCAAGAAGGCAGCGGCAGUGGCGGAGGCACAGAAACCACCCUGAAGCCCAAAGAAUCCAAGGAGCCGAUGUGCCAAGAGCACGAGGAUGAGAAGAUCAACAUCUACUGCAUGACGUGUCAGGUACCAACCUGCUCCAUGUGCAAAGUGUUCGGCCAGCACAAGGACUGUGAGGUGUCGCCGCUGGCAAGUGUUUACCAGGCCCAGAAGGGUGAUCUGAGCAACGCCAUCGACACCCUGGUGGCCGGCAACGGCCGCCUGCAGGCCCUGCUCAACCAGAUGGAAGACUCCUGCCGUUCCGUCCAGGACAACGCUCAGCGCGCCAAGCAGGGGCUGGCCGAGCGCUUUGACCUGCUGUACGCCGUUCUGGAAGAGCGCAAGACAGUCCUGCUGGAGCAGAUAGGCAAAGAGCAAGACGAGAAGGUGGCGGCGCUGCGAGCGCUGGCCCAGCGCUACGGCGAGCGGCUGCUGACCAGCUCGGAGCUCACAGACACGGCCGUGAGGGCCCUGGAGCAGGGCUGCGCCGCUCAAUUUCUGUUGGCCUCAAAGGGCCUCAUCACGCAGACCAAGGACGCAGCCAAAGGCUCGCUGGGGGAAGAGAGGCCGGAGCCGGGCUUCGAGAAGAUGGACCACUUCUCUUUGUCGACGGAACACGUAGAGGCAGUCCUGGCAAAAAUGGACUUCGGAGCGUGUGAUGACGAUGAUUUUGAGGAUGCGGAGGAGGAGGAGUAAUGAAAAUGGAAGUGGUUAUGGACUUGUAGGAAAUAAUGUAAUGUUUGUGGCAGGGACUGCGGUUGAUGAAAUACAAGGUUACGGUAGAUGUAAUGGCUCGCCCAUACUUCCAGUGCAAUAUUUAAUGUCAAUGUCGUAUUCAUACUUUUUCUUAACUACUUUUUAUACUUUUGUACUUCUAAGCCAGUUCAAUGGAGCAAAUAACUGCAAUAAACGUAACACUAGCUCACCUGAAGAUUGAUUACACGUCAAUAGCUGUUUGUGUUCUCACUUUGUCCCAGUUUGUGAUCAGCUGCACUUCUGUUAUCACCAAAAACCUGUCUCUGAUGGAUUGUGGAAUAAAUCUGCAUGAAGUUAAGCUCCCAUUUUCUUUAUUGGCCAUCUAAUAUAUGGAGCGUCCUUGGACUGCUUCCAUCCCAAAUGUUUCCCAGACUGCUGCUGCUCUUACUUGGCUGUAUUAAAAAUAAAAGCCCUUGCCUCGUCCUGUCUGCUUUGCCUUUGCUGGUGAAAAGUGGGGGGCUAUUUUUAAGAGGUGAGAGACGAUAGCGACCCUGGAAUAGACUCUGGGACCGACAGGCCAGGUCCUGUUUCUCCUCCAUAAAGCGCCCAUCCUCCCACUAAUGGACGUCUUGCUCAGCAGCUCGGAGUCAGAAGGGCACGCGAUAGAAAGGCCGGUCCAGUUGCCGCGCAAGUCACCGCCCAACGGUCAAGAGGGCGCGGUAAAAAUACACGUCUACCUAACAAAAAGCCCCCGGAGAUGACCCGCUGGGCUCUGGCCGAGUCCCUCGUUGCUUUUCUAGUACGCAGCCAGUCGGGUGCAAGAAAGUUGUUCCAACACCAGAAGCAGUUUUAUGGUUUUUGGUAUGUGACUCACUUUUAACAGAUGGGUUUUAUUCUGAAACAGCAAUGACACCAUUAAUAUAGUCUGUUUUAAUCACCAUAGUGUCUAAAUACAGACUGCAGAUAUUACUCUUCAACCACAACUCAUUACUGACUUGACAAAAAUCCAAACGAAGAACCGUCAAACACAGUUGAUGCAUAAACACUGCCCUAUUUUUCUUUGCUCCUCUUUUUGGAUAAGCACAAUACCAGGAAGUCCCUUGGACGGCAGAAUGGGGAAAGUGCUCCUGACAGCUGUCUUUUCUCAUCCCGCUUGUUAUUGUUACUGCUGCUAGCUGCUGCAACACACACACACACACACACACACGCACACACCGUUGCUAGGCUAUAAAACACCAACGGUCGCAACCCUGAGGCAUUUACGUGCUCGCUGCCGGAGCAGAGAAUACAUGGCGGUGUGUGCGCUGCUCUGUGAGGCCCGGCCAUUCUCAAAGGUUAUCUCCUCAAACUACAGCACCGUGUCAAGUCGGGCUAGAUAAAUGUGUCGGCUCUGACGUUUGGCCAAGCCAAGCCAGAGCCUGUUGAUAAAGGCUUCAGUGCUGCAACAGUCACGAUUCAUCUAAGGCGUGCCUCAUCAAACCAGAUCCAUUUUUAAGUAGUAGGAAAUCCAGUUUUCCGAUUUAGUUUUUAGCUCCCAGGUUCAUCAUUUUCAAAUCCAAGGUUACACAACUACCAAUUCCCCAUUUGACCUCAAAGCAAACCCAGAUACUAGAAGAGUCCUGUCAGAUGUUAAAGCGCGUGAGGUGGGAGCGGUGAGAGGAAGCCCCUACAUGAAAUACCGUAAGCAAGAACGCAAAGUAGAAAACCGCAGAUCUCUAGCAUUCACUUGAGAUUUCAACUAAACGCACUCUCCUCCUGCUGCUAACGAUCGCAGCAGAGCAGGACUUUCUUUUUUUUGGUAACAGCCUCACGCCUCCUUUGUGUCACUCUUGAUUGUAAUUCAUGGUGUACAUUCAUGUGCAACGUUGUUCACGAGAAACACGACUCCUGAAUGCCAUGUUAAACAUACA